UAAUAAAAGGGAGAAAGCAAAUUGUAAACUGCGGAAAUCUUCCACAUUACGAAAGCGGGUUGUUAAGAAAAUUCUCACGCAUCUCUUCCAUACUGAUCACCACCGCACUCGGCCAUUCACCGUCUUCACUCCACCACUUUACAUCACCGGCGACCACCGCAUCACCACCGGGACUAAUAAUGAAUUGACACAAUUGCCUCCCCCUCAAAACAAAAAAAAACUGCCAAAUCGCAUGGGCGCAUCAUUAUCUAACCUGACGGAAAACGGGUCAGCCGACGGCAGACCAGGGCUAGGUGAUAUACCGGAAAGUUGCGUGGCGUGCGUUUUCAUGUACCUAACGCCGCCGGAGAUUUGUAACCUUGCUCGUCUCAAUCGUGCUUUUCGUGGUGCUGCUUCUUCUGACGCUGUUUGGGAAUCUAAACUUCCUUGUAAUUACCACCAACUGCUCGACCUUUUGCCUCGGCAAAAUUACGAGGGUCUCUGUAAGAAAGACAUAUUUGCGCUCCUCGCUCGUUCCGUCCCGUUUGAUGAUGGCAAUAAGGAAGUAUGGUUGGACAGAAUAAGUGGAAGGAUUUGCAUGUCGAUAUCCUCGAAAGCGAUGUCGAUAACUGGUAUGGAAGACAGGAGACACUGGAACUGGUUUCCUACACAAGAAUCAAGGUUCCAUGUUGUGGCAUAUUGCCAGCAGGUAUGGUGGUUUGAAUUAAGCGGCACGGUGAAGUUUCCUUUUCCUCCUGAUAUAUACACACUAACAUUCAGAGUUCACCUUGGGAAAAUUUUCAAAAGACUCGGCCGGCGUGCUUGCAACUUUGAGCAUACUCAUGGAUGGGAUUUGGGGCCAGUACGGUUUGAACUGUCUACUUCUGAUGGGCAAUAUGCAGUUAGUGAGUUCUUUCUAGAUGACAUUGGGCAAGAUGAUGCAAAUGGGAAUAUCAAGCGUGGGAGCUGGAUUGAGUACAAGGUGGGUGAAUUUAUUGUCAGUUCGUCAGAUCCGGUGACUGAAGUUAGAUUUUCAAUGAAACAGAUUGACUGCACACAUUCCAAAGGUGGGCUUUGUGUAGAUUCUGUAUCAAUUACCCCCAGUGAUCUGAAAGUCCAUACAAGCAAAGGGGUUUGAAGUAUCUGUAAGUGACAUGUUUUCUUGUCAAUGCUCCCAGAAAAAAAUUUGUUGGGUUUGCCGCCUUAAAACCUCUCUUUUGUGGAGAAUGUCAUUGUAAAUUUUUUGCCUUAGGUGUGUCGGUCUUUCUCCAUGUAAAUGUUACUGUUAUGUACUUGAUCCAGUUUUGUUGCAUAGAAUAGAAUACGUUUUGCAGAAGAUCAAGAAAAUAUACUUUGCUCAUUUUCAUUAGAGAAAAGUUCUAGCUGUUUUGUCAUUUUAUGUACAGAAAAAUAUGAUUCAUUUCUUCCACUUCUAUAGAACAUUUCAGCACUUUAAGUUC
Messenger RNA from Nicotiana tabacum (common tobacco), 1439 nucleotides. The record is from RefSeq and is a predicted model, not a curated record. Lineage: Eukaryota; Viridiplantae; Streptophyta; Magnoliopsida; Solanales; Solanaceae.